GUAUAUCUUAUGAUUCUGUUAGUCGUAGGUGUGAUCAUAUAAUGGGAAGACGCAUCGUUUGUCUUACGGCAUUCCUUACCUCACCCACCGCAACACAAUACCCAUAAACCAAAGCCCCAACCCGACUCUCUUCUCAUUUAUCCUCCCUAAAGCUUCAACCUUUGGGACGCCCCUCCCACUUUGUUUUCUUCUCUUUCUUCAUUUUCCUUUUCGGUGGGGAUUAGGAUAACCCUCCUCUAUUUUUCAACUCUAAUUUUGAUCAUCAUCACCUUCACCCACUUCACUCUUACAAGGAAGAACAACCCUUUCUCUCUCUCUCUCUCUGUUCUGUGUUGAUUCUGUGCUUCAGCUUUCCACAAAGUAAAGGGAAAGAUGGCAAUGAUUCCGUACCACCUUUGCCGUUUACCUUACCAGGAUUCCCUCAAAGCACUUGAAGCUGAUAUACAGCACGCCAAUGCUUUGGCUGCUGCAAUUCCCAGAGCCAAGGGUGGAACUCUUCUUCAAAUGAAAUUGGUUUACAAUCACUUGGCUCCUCUCUUCCUGUUAUUUCUACAAUGGAUGGAUUGUUCUUGUGCAGGCUUUCUCCAUAGGUAUCUCAACCUCUUCCACAUACUUGUAUACAAGGUACAUAAUGAUGGUAGAUCAAUCAUGUCUACUCAUGGAAGGAAGGCUACCAUUGGUGACUUUUAUGCCGUUAUAUUGCCAUCUCUCCAACGGCUUCAUGGUAGUUUGGAGAAGUUGGAGGUUGUUGAAGAAGAAGAAGGACAGUCAAGCAUAGAAGGUCCAAGUUAUGGCAAGAAGGUCAUUGAAGGUGUGAAACUAACCACCAAUGUUGAUUUGCAAAGAGAAGAUGAAUGUGGUAUUUGCUUAGAGCCUUGCACCAAAAUGGUUUUACCUGGUUGCUGCCAUGCCAUGUGUAUUAAAUGCUACCGCAAGUGGAACAGAAAGUCAGAGUCUUGUCCUUUUUGCCGUGGUAGCUUGAGGAGAGUUAAUUCGGAGGAUCUAUGGGUAUUAACUUGUAAUGAUGAUGUUGUUGAUGCUGAAACAGUUUCUAAGGAGGAUUUGUUGCGGUUUUACCUCUAUAUCAGCAAGCUUCCUAAAGAUCACCCAGAUGCACUUUUCCUAAUGUAUUAUGAAUACCUCAUUUAAUUUUCUUCUAAAUAAGAAGAAGAAGAAAAAAAAUGUACAGAUAGGAAAUUCCGGACUGCAAAUGUGAAUAGAGUCUGGUACAAAAAGAAAAUACUCUGGUAAUUUAAUCACAGUUGUUAUGGUAAGAGAAAUUUCUGGUUUUUUAGCCCAGAAAAACCAUUCUUCUUACCCCUGUGAUAUAUCUCCAUUGUAGACCAUUGUUCUUGCUAUUAACUUGGAAGUCCUUGCAUAAAGGAUCCAUUAAGUUAAAUCUUCUUCUUGUAUGUUAGUUGUUGACACAGACUGAUAUUGAGAAGAUGAAUCUGUUCUGUGUGAUUGUAUUGGAUGUUGGAAAUGUUUGGAUA
Molecule: messenger RNA, 1493 nt
Organism: Glycine soja
Lineage: Eukaryota; Viridiplantae; Streptophyta; Magnoliopsida; Fabales; Fabaceae
Product: E3 ubiquitin-protein ligase AIRP2-like
Exons: 5
Coding region: 373-1149 (258 amino acids)
Biological process (GO): protein ubiquitination
Molecular function (GO): ubiquitin protein ligase activity
Source: RefSeq, a predicted model, not a curated record